Messenger RNA from Diceros bicornis minor, 4779 nucleotides. It is a transcript of the gene SPIRE1, whose product is annotated as spire type actin nucleation factor 1. The transcript is spliced from 17 exons. Bases 106 to 2496 code for a protein of 796 amino acids. The record is from RefSeq and is a predicted model, not a curated record. NCBI's taxonomy places the organism in Eukaryota, Metazoa, Chordata, Mammalia, Perissodactyla, Rhinocerotidae. Gene Ontology annotation, biological process: actin filament network formation; cleavage furrow formation; polar body extrusion after meiotic divisions. Gene Ontology annotation, cellular component: cell cortex; cytoplasmic vesicle membrane. Gene Ontology annotation, molecular function: actin binding.
UUGGGCGGGGCGGUUCCGGGGAUGAGGAGGCGGCGGCGCGCCGAGACGAUGCUUCUGAGCUGAAGAGACGCCGGCGCACGGCCGAGCGCAGCGCCGACCGGCGGGAUGGCUCAGUCGGCGGGCGGCGAGGGGCCACGGGCGGAGCCGGCGGGCGGCGAGGGGCCGCCGGACCCCGGGGCGGCCGCGGGCGUGGCGGGGGUCCCGCAGGACGCGCUGAGCCUGGAGGAGAUCCUGCGGCUCUACAACCAGCCCAUCAACGAGGAGCAGGCGUGGGCCGUGUGCUACCAGUGCUGCGGCUCCCUGCGCGCCGCAGCCGCCGGCCGCCGCCAGCCCCGCCGCCGCGCGCGCUCGGCCGCGCAGAUCCACGUCUGGAGGGAUGGCGCCGUCACCCUGGCGCCCGGCGACGCGGGAGAGCCGCCCCCCGCCGCGGGUAAAUUGGGAUAUUCAUGUUGUACAGAAACAGAGGUUAUUGAGUCUUUGGGAAUUAUUAUCUAUAAAGCACUGGACUAUGGUUUGAAGGAGAAUGAAGAAAGGGAAUUAAGCCCUCCCUUGGAACAGCUCAUCGAUCGCAUGGCCAACACGGUAGAAGCUGAUGGUAGCAAUGAUGAGGGCUAUGAGGCUGUGGAUGAAGGCCUAGAAGAUGAAGAAGAUGAAAAGAGAAAAGUCUCAGCUAUCCGAUCAUAUAGAGAUGUCAUGAAGUUAUGUGCUGCUCAUCUCCCAACUGAAUCAGAGGCACCAAAUCAUUAUCAGGCAGUAUGUCGUGCACUGUUUGCAGAAACAAUGGAGCUGCGUACAUUUCUGACUAAAAUUAAGAGUGCAAAGGAGAAUCUUAAGAAGAUUCAAGAAAUGGAAAAGAGCGAUGAAUCUAACACAGACCUAGAGGACCUGAAAAACGCUGACUGGGCUCGAUUUUGGGUACAGGUGAUGAGGGAUUUGCGGAAUGGAGUAAAACUUAAGAAGGUCCAAGAGCGGCAGUACAACCCUUUGCCCAUUGAAUAUCAGCUUACCCCUUAUGAGAUGCUGAUGGAUGACAUUCGAUCCAAAAGAUACACUUUGCGAAAAGUGAUGGUGAAUGGUGAUAUUCCUCCUCGGUUAAAAAAAAGUGCUCAUGAAAUCAUCCUGGACUUCAUCAGAUCAAGACCUCCUUUAAAUCCUGUCUCAGCCAGAAAACUGAAACCCACUCCACCACGGCCACGGAGCCUCCAUGAAAGAAUAUUAGAAGAAAUCAAAGCAGAAAGAAAGCUGCGGCCCGUCUCACCAGAAGAAAUUAGACGUAGCAGAUUAGAUGUAACUACCCCUGAGUCUCCAAAGAACGUCGUGGAAUCAUCCAUGGUGAAUGGAGGUUUAACGUCACAAACAAAAGAAAAUGGAUUAAGUGUCACACAGCAGGUACCUAUACAGCGGAAGAAGCUCCUCAAAGCUCCAACUCUGGCCGAACUAGACAGCUCUGACUCUGAGGGAGAAACCCUGCACAAGUCAACCAGCAGCAGCAGUGUGUCCCCCUCCUUCCUUGAAGAUCCUUUAUUGGAGGCUGUGUCCACGAGAAAGAAGCCUCCUAAAUUCUUGCCCAUAUCAUCAACACCCCAACCAGAGAGACGGCAGCCACCCCAGAGACGACAUUCCAUUGAAAAGGAAACGCCUACUAACGUGAGACAGUUUUUGGCACCAUCCAAGCAGAGCUCCCGAUCUCUUGUUCCUAGGAUAACCAGUGUAUGGCCAAGGACGCCAUUCCGACCACUUUUUUCUACCAUACAAACAGCUUCUCUGCUCAGCUCUCAUCCUUUUGAAGCAACCAUAUUUGGGGUAGCAGGGGCUAUGUAUUAUCUGUGUGAGAGAGCUUUUACCAGCAGGUGGAAAUCCUCAAAGGAGGAAUUCUGCUAUCCAGUGGAAUGCCUAGCUCUCACUGUGGAGGAAGUGAUGCAUAUUCGACAGGUCCUGGUGAAGGCAGAGCUGGAAAAAUACCAACAAUAUAAAGAUGUCUACACCGCCCUGAAAAAAGGAAAGCUUUGCUUUUGUUGCCGAACUAGGAGAUUUUCCUUCUUCACCUGGUCUUAUACCUGUCAGUUCUGUAAGAGGCCGGUGUGCUCACAGUGUUGCAAAAAGAUGCGGCUGCCCUCCAAGCCAUACUCCACUCUGCCUAUCUUUUCAUUGGGACCUUCUGCCUUGCAAAGAGGGGAAAGUUGUAUGAGGCCAGAAAAACCCUCCACUGGCCACCAUCGGCCACUUCGGAGCAUUGCCAGGUUCUCAAAAUCUAAGUCUGUGGACAAAUCAGAUGAAGAACUACAAUUUCCUAAAGAGUUAAUGGAGGACUGGAGUACCAUGGAGGUGUGUGUAGACUGCAAAAAGUUUAUUUCGGAAAUCAUCAGUUCAAGCCGGCGUAGCCUGGUGUUGGCCAACAAAAGAGCCCGAUUAAAAAGGAAAACACAGUCUUUCUAUAUGUCCUCACCAGGCCCCUCGGAAUACUGCCCUUCGGAAAGGACUAUCAAUGAAAUCUGAGCCUUGUGCCUUUCAGUUGCUUUUGUGUUCAGAGUCGGCAUUAGCGCGAGAGAACACUGAGCUGGACUGUCUCUCCUUGCCGUGGUUUUAUUUAAUCAGCUUGAAUUUGCAUUAGAUCAGGGUUUUGCUGCAUCACAUUGUUCCACAGACUGAAUGCUGUGUUCAUAUCGAUUGAUGAUAUGUGACAGGUCAGCCAAUUGCUCAAUUGCACUGAGAGGACAAUAGUUUGAAAUCUGCUUUUGUGUUGUGUGUGGAUUUGGAGGCCAGAAACUUUUUCCUUAGUUCAGUUCCUUACUGUUCCUCAAAUAAUUUUCUGACUAAGGCAAAAAGCUUCUCAUGUGAGAAAUCAGCCUAACACAGGUGUCGAUGUUAGCACAGUUCUACGCAGUAAGUCAUAUUGGCACUUCCACCUGACAGUGUUCCUAUCUAAUGUACAUAGUGAUCCAGAGCCCUGCCACACACCAGAUGCCUGGAGGCGGGGCAGGUGAUUUACCAUCUCAUAGCACAAAACCCAGAAGAAUUUGCUCAUACUAUCAAACUGAUUUUAAAUUAUUGUUGCUCUGAGAUAAAGACUACAGGAGGGACUCGAUGCCUGCAUUCUAGUGCAGAACAUCUGAAUAAGCUGUACACCCACAUGGGAGACCACUUCCUCUGAGCUGCUGUGUUUGCCCUGGUGUCAUGGAUCCCUCUUCUGAGCGGGUGACAGAUUUUCAUUCCCUAUCUUGAAUGUAUUAUGGUUACUUGUAGUUUUAUAAUGGAGGUCUAAGAAUUAAAGUUUUGUCGGGGUUGCGGGACAGAGGAAAGAUAAAAGUUUGUCAAGAAGUUGUGUAUUUUGGUUAACUAUGGAAAGGGUUGUGACAGAAUAGGGUGCCAGCUACUGCGCCACACUGCAAGGAAUAAGCCAGAGCUCAUCUAUUUUCAACUAUGUUUUUCAUAACUUUAUAGUCUAGCCAUCACAACUAAAUUGAGCCACAAACUGGUACCUAAGGUCUCAAACUGGAAUUUAUUUAUUUUUAUAAAUGAAUUUUAAAAGAAGAACAUUGUCUAGUUCUUUUAAAAUUACAAGAAUAUUAACCUGCUGAUAGGCUUUUUGGAUGCUUUUUGCACAAAUUUUCCUUGUAAAUGACUUGAGUGAGUAGGAUGGGUUUUUGAUGAAGGUAGGUUGGAGGGUAGCACUGCACACCUGAAAUUUCUCAGCUUGAUUGGUCCAUACCAUGGGCUAUACUUUAUUAUUUUGGUAUGCUUAGAAAUGACCAGCCAAUCAAAUUGCUAUUAAUGUUUGGGAAAUCAGUUAAUACACGUGCACAAUAAUUUCCUAAAAGCUACAGGACACAUCUGUAGUCAACACUAUGACAGCACCAUUUAAUAAAAGGCAUGGCAGUCACAUUUUUUACACAUCAAAGUAUAGUAACAUUUCUAUAUUAGAUUAACAGUAAUACCUCGAAACUGCUCUGGAAGUAGUUUUUAAUGGAUUGAAAUUUCCAAUUUAGUAAAUGGCUUAAAAUUACUUAUACUUAUGAAAUAAACUUCACCAGUUGACUAAAAUAAUGCAUGUUAACAAUUCAUCUGUAUUUGCAUGUUAAGUGGACCACCAGAGAACCCUUAUUAAUUAUGCAAAUGUUUAAAUUAUUUUAAACACUCAAGAGCUUUAAACAUUACAUGGGGCGAAUCUCAUUUAUAAUAUUUUCCAAAGGACUAUUUGAACUCUAUACCCAGAUGGUUCGGUGGGAGCCACACCCUUGAAGGCCCCAGGCUUGAGCCUCGAAACGGCUACCAGAAAGGGUGCGAGGGAGAGGGAAUGGUAGUUGUUUUGUGUAUAUAGACAUGACCUAAGACAGUGUGCUUUUUAAAAGAAUGACUAGUUUACUGUUGUUAUUAAAACAUAAGAAACUAAACCCCCAAAAUGAGAAUUUCAUCCACAUUCACAAGGCAAAUAUCUAGCACAUCUCAAUCUUUGACUUCACACUUUCAGGUUUAUGAUACAGUAUAGGCUGAUUUGGGCAUUAUGAUCACUUCUCACCAGAGCAUUAGAAUGUAUAGCCUUCAACAGCAUUAACAAGGUUUGCCAAGUGCAUUAAAAAAGUCAAAUGGAUGGUAUGUCUACCUGAGACAGUUUGCCGAAAGUAGUGUAAGAAAAGGGCACAUGGCACAGUUAAAAUUGUAGCAAUCAAAUUAGCAUCACUUUUUCGUGCCAAAACAAUUUCUUGCAUUUAACCCUUCCUUAUCUAUGACAUGUACCCAACACCUCAACUGAAUUAGAGAAUUUCCAGAGAAUAAUUCACU